Molecule: messenger RNA, 7412 nt
Organism: Caretta caretta (loggerhead turtle)
Lineage: Eukaryota; Metazoa; Chordata; Testudines; Cheloniidae
Gene: OSGEPL1
Product: O-sialoglycoprotein endopeptidase like 1
Biological process (GO): tRNA threonylcarbamoyladenosine modification
Cellular component (GO): mitochondrion
Source: RefSeq, a predicted model, not a curated record
CAUUGGCCCAGCUUUGCCACGUGACCAGGCCUUGUUCAGUCAGGGCCGCGACAGCGAGUCGGGUUGCUCUUAUGAGGAGGCCGCUUUUAACCCUUGCGGGACAGAAGCCGCUGUCGCCGGUGAACCUUGUCGAGGGGCGGGGCCAGAAGCAAAAAUUCUUUUCUAGGCAUGCCUCUGUGCAGAAGAUUUUAGCAAUGAGCAGUGUAACCAGAUGCACUUCAAAAUCAGUUGAACAUGGCUGGUCUGUGUGUUUAAGAAGCAUUUUCUUUAACUCUGUCAAAUACUAUCCCACUAAAUUAGUUCUGGGAAUUGAAACUAGUUGUGAUGAUACAGCAGCUGCUGUGGUUGAUGAUACUGGCAAAAUCUUAGGAGAAGCUCUACAUUCUCAAAAUGAAGUCCAUUUAAAAACAGGUGGGAUUAUUCCUCCAGUGGCACAGCAACUUCACAGAGAAAAUAUUGAGCGAAUAGUGAAAGAAACACUCUGCGUCAGUGGAAUCUCUCUCGAUGAACUCUCUGCUGUUGCAACUACUGUAAAGCCAGGACUCGCUUUAAGUCUUGGAGUGGGAUUAGAAUAUAGUUUAAAAUUGGUGGACAAGUAUAAAAAACCUUUCAUCCCCAUCCAUCACAUGGAGGCACAUGCACUUACAAUUAGGCUAAUAAACCAAGUGGAAUUUCCUUUCUUAGUUCUUUUAAUCUCUGGAGGCCACUGUAUCCUGGUAGUAGCACAAGGAGUUUCAGAUUUCCUUCUGCUUGGACAGUCAGUGGAUAUAGCACCAGGAGACAUUCUUGACAAGGUAGCAAGAAGACUGUCUCUAACAAAGCACCCAGAGUGCUGCAGAAUGAGUGGUGGGAAAGCUAUAGAGCACUUGGCCCAACAGGGAAACAGGCUGCAUUAUGAACUCAGAGCUCCCAUGCGACAUCAUCCUAACUGCAAUUUUUCCUUUUCUGGACUUCACUCCAAUGCCACUAGAAUAAUUAUGCAAAAAGAAAAGGAAGAAGGUAUACAGGAGGGACACCUCCUGUCCUGUGUUACAGACAUUGCUGCUGCAGUACAGCAUGCAGUAGCACUUCAUAUUGCCCAGCGAACACACCGGGCUAUUCUGUUCUGCAUAAAAAGCGGCAUCCUAUCACAAACAAAUGCAACUUUGGUUGUAUCAGGAGGAGUUGCAAGUAACCAGUAUAUCCGAAGAGCUCUGAAAAUUGUAACAGAUGCAACUGACUUCAGUUUGCUUUGUCCUCCUCCCAGACUCUGUACUGACAAUGGUGUUAUGAUUGCAUGGAAUGGCAUUGAAAGGAUGCGUGCAGGCUUAGGUGUGUUACAUAGCACAGAUGGCAUACGCUAUGAACCAAAAGCUUCUCUUGGAAUUGAUAUCUCAGAACAAGUCGGAGAAGUUGCCAUCAAGACAGACCGCCUCCUUCCAUCCCACACACAACUCUCUUUUGAAAAGAGUUCAGAUUUCCAAAAUUAGGCAUCUGUGUAUUAGCAACAGACAUCAUGAAAUUCUGUUUUGAAAGACUAUUCCCAAACCUACAGGAUGUUGCAUGGAUACAAAUACUUAUCUGCUACCUUGUUGGCACUGGACUCAAGCUUUCUUUCCUGGUGAAUUAAGCCGGAGCUUGCUGACAUUAAAAAUUCUGGGUCUUGAAACUUUUGUGAUGUCUGAAGUUGCAUGUGCAAAUGAAUGAAGUCCCAUGGUCCGGCUAUGGGGUUUGUCUGUAGUUCUGAGUUUUCCCAUUAAGUGAGCUGAUGUAGGCAUUAAAAGAAGAGAGUCCUUUGGAUGAAAUUUAGCUUUCAGUUGUCUUCUACCACUACUACUACUUCGUGAUCUCUCUGCAAAAUAAAAACAGUGUAAUUUGUUUUACAUUUAUAUCAUCACAGAAUAUUGAGUGAAUGUCCUUGAACAUUGUGACCUAGCAUAUUUGUGGCUUUUUAAAAAAGAGAAGACCACAAAGUUAAGUUGAGGCCACCUAUGACAAACAGUAACUAUUUUACAUUUGUAACGGAAACUCUAAGGUGCCACAAGUACUCUUUUUCUUUUUAUAGCUAUAGACUAACACGGCUGCUACUCAGAAACUUUUAUAGGUUCCUUACAUUUACCAAUACUAACUAAUUAGCUAAAUUAAAAAAAUUGAGAAUUCUAACUAAAGUCAUCUGCCCACAGUUUCAAAGUUAGGAAAUGGCAUAUAGUACAUGUAGCUUCAUUAUGGAGGUAAUUUCUAAAAUAAGUUAAAUGUAUGACUACGAAUAAAAUUAAUUGUCUUUUGCAGAGUGUUUCUGCAGAUCCCUGUUCUUGGGAUGUGUUGACAGCUAAUUAAUUAAUUCAUCUGUGAACUUCAAAGUAAGUUAAAUACAUUAUAUACCUUUAGUAUAGGUUGGAACUGCAGGUGGUCCUCCAUUUAUCUCCAAACUGUAAAUAAAAUAUUAACAAUUUAGGAAUUCAUGAUCAUUAAAGCACUUCGGUUUUUCCUUGGACUAAUAACAUGAAGGCCCCGGGUAUUUUUUUUUUAAAAUAUAUUUUCAGCAUUUCUUAUGAAUUCACAAAAAUCAAACUCAUUUGAGUUCUAACUAAUAUGCAUUGAUAAAUAUAUUAGAUUUUUGGCCUAUAAACACAUAUAUGAUUAGCUUUAAGCACAUGAGUAGCCUCUUUGAAGUUAAUAUCUUUAUAUCUAGGCAUAUAAACAUUUUUAAAAUCCCAGUAUCAGAAAAAGUUACAAAUACUUCUUAAUUACUAAUUUAGUACCUCAGUUUGUCUAUAAAAGUCAAUAUUAUAAUAAUCUCGCAGAGAUGUUGAAAGACUUAACUACUGUUUGCGAAGUAGUUUGAGAUUCUCUAACUAAAGCUGCGUAUUAACUGUUGUGAGAAUUUAAAAAAAAAUGUAAACUCAAAGGAUAAUUAAGAGGGUGCUCGUUAGACUCCUAGGUGGACGUGCUGAUAUCUAUAUGAAUUCUCAAUGCUUCUGGCCCAUGUCACUUACUGAAAGAAAUAUGAUUCAGUAUCCUUUUUUACGUCUUUGUAAAUUUAACAAAAAAAUAAAAUCAAGGAAGUAUAUCAAUAAAACUAAACUCCCAUCAAUAUUACUAAAAUAAACUAAGCAAUACUGUUAUCAAAUCAAGAUCAAAUAAAUAAAUUAGUAAUAUUGGAUUAAAAUCAAAUUAUCAGAUUAGUUAAAUCAUUAGAUUGAUACAACUACUAAUCAAACCUCAUAAGUCCUAAGAAGUAUUCUAAGGAGGUUAGCUGUCUGUUUAGUUAUAAACCCCCAACUAAAGAGUUAUACCAGAGGUAAUGAAAUAUGAAUUUAGACUUGGAUGAAUAUUUUAUACUGAAACCAAGUGAUUAAUGUAUACACCACAAUCUCAAACCCAAUUAAAAUUUAUAUUUCAAUUCUUAUGUGGUGGAUAACCCCUUCCUUCCCCCCUCCAACACAGAUAAUAACAGGCCUUAAUAGAACAUUCUGAUAAAUAGGAGUUGUCAAACUUCUGAUUAACAGUUUACAACCGGCAAUUUUAAGAUUCUUAGUACACAGAAUACAGAACACAAGUAUUUCUAUGAGGCAGAGUUUAGAGUUGUUUAAACCUGAUGAGCUUUUUUUCUUGUGCCUUCUCUGUGUGGAUUUUACAGAUGCUCAUGUACACAACCACAGUGCCGCUUCCUAAAAUUAAAAAAAUAAAAGGAUGGGACGUUUCCCAGCAAAUAAAAACAAAAGGGGAAAAAUUAGAUACUUAAGAGAAUGGGGUAUGUGAACUCUUAAGAUCUCACAAUCUUCUGAAUUUUUCUGACAUAGAAACUAGAAUUGCAGAUGAGAAGCCAGAGGAUAAUGUUGCUGAGACAGUACCAGCAGACUUUCAGGUACAGGAAGAUUUGUCAAAGGCUGGUAUAGCCUGUUAUUUGGUGAUGUGAUUUCCUUCCUCAGAGGUGAAAUCUUGGAGUUCUGGAACAUCAGUCUUCCUUCAGAUAGCAUGUUGACCUAAAAGGAGCAAAGGCCCCUUGGCCUUAUAGUUGAUUUUUCUGGUUUGCAAUUUUUACUUACCCCACCUUACAGCACCUUCCUUGGAGGUCUGCAGGCAAAUCGGGUAUAAAAUACACCUUGGAUUCUGACAGCAUGGUCUAAUCAGGUCAGAGUUAGGUAAUAUUUAGGCUAAUGUCAGUUUGAAAAGGUCCUACUUAACCAAGCAGUUUAAAAAAUAUAUAUAUUAGUUGUGGUGUACCACUUGCACUGUGAAUCCAUGAUACUCUAAAAUACAUAUAUAAAAAAAGAGAUUCAAGACCAUUUCAGAGGAUGUUAACGUUCCACUGCUGAAAAGGUCUUAUGCUGGCAUCAACAUACAGAAAAUGGGCCUUACAGAUAACUUAUUGCAAAGAGCCUAGCAAACACAGAAGCCACUCAGCAUGUAUCCAUCAGCAUUCAACAACAUUAAAAAUAAAUGUGGACUUCUUAUGACCAGAUGCCCUUUUUUUAUUUUUGCAAACAAGACAAUUUAGCAAUCUUUAUCUACUGGGUUAUAAGUCAUACAGAAAAGAUUACUUUAAAGCUUACCAGAUGGAACUGAUUUACAAUAAAAAAUAAAGCUUAAACAAGGUUUGCAUUCUCUUACUCUUUCAAAAUAUGACACUAUGGGUGUUAGAGUUUUAUGGCCACUUUUAAAGAAAGAUUUGUAUGGUUCACCUACAGUUCUACCACUCACUAAUAACAUCUAAAACUUACAGACAUGCACUUUAUAGCACCACCACCACAAACAUAUGUGUAAGGUGGCAAAAGUCCCGUUGACAUCAAUGGGAGGAGAAUUAGGCCAGUAAUGAGCUAUUUUUAAAAAAUCCCAGCCAUUCUUUUUAUAUCUUAAAAUACACACACAUUUCAAAAAUCUCAGUUUUUAAUAAAAGAAAGGAUUGUGGCUUACCCAUAUCACACUCUAGUUCACUACUUUUGGUCACGGAACUAAGACGUGUGACAUCAGUCUAGAAUUUGGUUAAUAAAUCCUUGUUACAGGUGCUUCAUGUGUGAAUUAGAGAGCAUAAUGGUCAGUCCUUUAUUGCAACAUUAUUACAAUUCUGAAGGAGAGGUGAGAUGAUCAGCAUAAAUUCACAAAGGAUACCACAUUCAGAGAAUUACAAUUACAGGCAAGAAUCCUGUGUGUAUACAUUACUUUCUUUAGGGUCCAAUCCUGCAGUUUAUCUGCAUACAAAGCUCACUGAGUUCAGUGGGAGUUCUGCAUACAAAGCAACUGAAGGAUUGGGCUCUCUGAGAUUAAAGGGGAAAUCCUGCUCCAAGUGAACAGUUGAAGUAAGUGGAAGAAUCAGGAAAGAGAAACCUGUUUCAUUGGCAGAGUACAGAACCUUUCCACAAUUGCCCCAGUUCUUCCAGUGGCUGUAGUACCUCACUCUGCAUCGGGGGGUUGCCUGGCAAUCCAGAGUUGUUGCAGAUCCACAAGGCAUACCACUGCCACCAAAACCUUCUCCAUACUGAGGUUGAGGAAACCCCUGCAGAGCUGUUCUCUGCAAGGUAUAGGGGCUGCAGACUUCCAUUGCUGGCUUUCUACAUCAACGUCCCAAACUUCUGCGUUGGAACUAUACUGAUACCAGUAUGUUCAAGGCCGUACUCUGCUCCUACCUGGACCAGAGAAUUUAUCUCUAAAAGACUAAACAAUUACUCUCUGUAAUGUUACAAAACUAUAUGUAGAAGACUUACUCAUUUAUCCUAUCUUGGUUUAGAUUUUGCAGGAGUAAGCAGGAAAAAAAAUGCUUAAGGCUUGCAGACUUUUUAGGUGGCAAUGCAAAGCAUUUGGAACAAUGCACCAAUAGCCCUCUCUAGUCCUUUAAACAUGUCAGUGUUAUUUGGGACUCCUUAAAAUCUUUUUUAAAAUUGAACUGUGCACAGAAUACUGGAUGUGCUUUAUAAAAAUAUGAACAAAUAACACUGCUAAGAGAUGCUCAAAGAUGAAAAGCGACAGGGGAGUUACAGUGAAACUACCUCAGCAUACACAAAUCCUAGACUGACAAGAAAAGGAAAUAUCUACAUGUGAUCCCACUUAACACAGAAUGUAAGUGAAAAAGGACUUUAUACAUAUUGGGUCAGUUCCAUAUGAUCUCAUCACUAAGUUAAGUAUCCUUCAUGUCUUGCUUUGAGAGAGAUUCCAGAGAAGCAAUAGACAGCUACUCUCCCUCUUUGAAGCUGCGGGUUCGCCAGCGUUUAGUGGGAGCAUAGGAGACUGUCUGACCUGUGCUAUUCUUUGGCUAUUCAGUUCCCUCUUUCUCUUCCCUCCCCCCCCCGCAUCAAUGUUUGAGUUUUUGCUCCAACUUAAUGAUUGUUGAAGAUUGAGUCUAAUGGUUGAGAAAACCUUUUGUCACUGCAAUUUAUUUUAAUAAAAGUGGAUCAAUUACAUUUAAAUGUGGCUACUAACACUGUUUUAUCUGUGUGGCCGGAUAGAGGCAGCUGACGUACCUGAGGAAAUAUGGAUGCUCUUACUUAAUGAUAAAGAAUUUCCCUUAGAGAGGAGGUCAAUUUCCCUGUAGUAAAUAGCCUACAGGAGGUUUUGAGCAAUGUUGAAGGGAAGACCAAUUUUUCUGGCUUAAAACAAAAUCAUCCCAGAAAAACAGCUUCAAAAUAAAAGUUUGAGUUUUUUGCAGUAGCCAAACAGGCAAAACGUGCAAAGUUGACAACUUGAGCUAUCUGUGAGAAUAUCAUGUUUCAAAUAUGUCAGGUGUUUAUUGCUUUGGUAUUUCUACAAUUCACAGACUUGAAGGCCAGAAAGGACCAUUAGAUCAUGUAUCUCACCUGUGAUAGUGUAAGACAAAUACAUUCUGCCUACCUAAAAUUCCUUUGUAGAUUUAAUACUGCAGGUAGCUGCAUUUCAGUGUUCGGUGCAGUGACUCCUGCCUGAUUUAUAAAGUUAAUUGAGCACAUUCCAAUUGAGAUAAAAUAUUCUGAAGAAUGCAGGCUUUCAUGUGUUCUUGAUGAGAAGAUAUUUAGGAUUGACCUCCCCAGUUCACAUGGAGCCUGGACUUGUAAGGACAUCAAGGGUUCUUUUAGGUCUGCUCUCCAGCUCAUCUGCAUCAGUUGUAAACAUAGUUGAAGGCUGAGGAGCUUGAAACUCAUGCUUUUAAACAGGUUGUAUUACUAUUGUCUCAGAGAGAGUCUGGAAAAAUUCUGAAAAGAACUUGAGCAAAAGUGCCCAUGCAAAAAUACCCAUCGUGUGCAAGUCACAGAUUUCUGCUUACACAUAUCUUUGCAUGCUUGCAAACUCAACUUGCAUAUACACUAUAUGUAUUGCAUGUAUAUCAUGGUGCACACAAAAGCAUGCAUGUUUGUUUUAAGAUCUGUGCCUGUGUCAUCUGGAUACAUUUCUGGAAUUUGUGUAGUCCAAGAUCUUUGAAAUGUCAGGGUUUUUUUGAGAAUAAAGAUAAAUUAUUGUAUAUA